GCCAGUCUCAGUUCACCCAGUAAUUACAUGCAGACUAAAAAUGUAUCAACAACUGUGAACACCUGACUGACAUUCUCUCUUUCUCCAUCCCUCUUUCACACACUUCUUUCUCUAUCGUAGUGAACAAACACAAGCCAUGGAUUGAGACGUCGUACCAUGGGGUGAUCACAGAGAACAUGGACAUCGUCCUACUGGACCCUCCUCUGGUGGCCCUGGACAAAGACGCCCCCGUGCCCUACGCAGGGGAGAUCUGUGCGUUUAAGAUCCAUGGUCUGGAGGCUCCAUUCGAGGCAGUGGUGCUGAACGGGACAUCUGGUGAGGGCCAGCUGAGAGCCAGGGGCCUGGUGGACUGUGAGCUGCAAAAGGAAUACACCUUUAUCAUCCAGGCCCAUGACUGUGGAGCAGGACCUGGGGGCACCGGGGGGAAGAAGUCACACAAGGCGGUGGUACACAUCCAGGUGAAUGAUGUGAAUGAGUUCUCUCCAGUGUUCCGGGAGGCCCAGUACCACGCGGCGGUGACAGAGGGGAAGAUCUAUGACAACAUACUGCAGGUGGAGGCUACAGACCAGGACUGUUCUCCACAGUACAGCCAGAUCUGUAACUACCAGAUCAACACCUCAAACACACCCUUCGCCAUCGACCGCAAUGGUAACAUCAGGAACACAGAGAAGCUGAGCUUUGAUAAGCAGCAACAGUAUGAGGUCCUGGUCACAGCCUUCGACUGUGGACAGAAGAGAUCCACAGAGAGCGUGGCGGUACACAUCGACGUUAAACCUGUCUGCAAACCUGGCUGGCAAGGCUGGAACAAAAGAGUGGACUAUGAGCCAGGCACUGGCAGCAAGCAGUUGUUUCCCAAGAUGCAUCUGGAGACGUGUGGAGGACCUCUCUCCUCAGUGAGGACCAUGGUGGAGCUACAGACCAGCCAUAUUGGGAAGGGCUGCGACCGGGAGACCUACUCUGAGAAGUCUCUGCAGAAACUCUGUGGGGCCUCAUCGGGCAGCACAGACCUUCUCCCCGCCCCCAGCGUCUCCACCAAUUGGACGGCGUCCCUUGUGACGGACAGUGGGCGGGACAGCGACCUCAUCUUCCGGUUUGACGGGCGGCAAGCGGCAAAGAUUCCUGACCAGAUGGUACCACAGAACCUGACGGAUCAGUUCACCAUCGCCACGUGGAUGAAGCAUGGACCCACUCCUGGACUGAGGGCGGAGAAAGAGACCCUGCUCUGCAACUCUGAUAAAACAGAGAUGAACAGACACCACUACUCCCUUUACGUCCAUAACUGUCGUCUGGUCUUCCUGCUCCGGAGAGACUUCACCCAGGUGGACACCUUCAGACCUGCAGAGUUCCACUGGAAACUGGAGCAGAUCUGUGAUAAGGAGUGGCACUAUUACGUCAUUAACGUGGAGUUUCCUGUGGUGACACUCUACGUGGACGGAGUUACCUACGACCCUUACCUGGUGACAGACGAUUGGCCGAUCCACCCAUCUCAGAUUGACGUGCAGCUUACUUUGGGUGCCUGCUGGCAAGGUGGUGAGGUGACGAUGCCGCGGUUCACUCAGUACUUCCGGGGUAGUCUAUCAGGGCUGACCAUCAGGCCAGGGAAGAUAGAGAGCCAGAAGGUCAUCUCCUGUCUACAGGCCUGUAAGGAAGGACUGGACAUCAACUCACUGGAGAGCCUGGGCAAGGGCAUCAAGUUCCACUUCAACCCAGCCCAGUCGAUCCUGGUGAUGGAGGGAGAGGAUCUGGAGAACAUGAACACUGCUCUGAGGAAGGUCUCCUACAUCAACUCCCGCCAGUUUCCCACACCGGGCAUCAGACACCUGCACAUCUCAACCUCAGUACAAUGUUUUGGGGAGGACACAUGUAUCUCCAUCCCGGACAUCGAUGCAGUGGUGAUGGUGCUGCAGCCCAGUGAACCCAGGAUCACCAUAGCUGGGGUGGACAGACUGACCAGGCCAGCAGCUGACCUCAGAGGACCAGCAGGACUCACUCUGUUCCAGGACCUUCACAUCAUCAGUACUGUCACCAAGGGAGACACAGCCUCACACCAUACAGCGGGCAGGCUGGGGGUCCAGGAGGAGAUCAUUCAUAACCUGGACUACUGUGACAUCCUGGUGCUGGGGGAGGAGCUGAGGCCGGAGCAGGAGAGUCUCCAGCUGCAGCGUAGCACCCUGCUGGGGAAACACCUGGACGCCAACAACUCCACCUCAGGCAUGUCUAUAUACGGUAAGUUACCAUGGAAACAUCUAACCUCCUGACAUCUAACCCAUAUAUAA
Messenger RNA from Salvelinus fontinalis (brook trout), 2276 nucleotides. RefSeq names its product calsyntenin-2-like. Gene Ontology annotation, biological process: homophilic cell-cell adhesion; positive regulation of synaptic transmission; positive regulation of synapse assembly. The coding region runs from base 177 to 2258 and encodes 693 amino acids. The transcript is spliced from 12 exons. The record is from RefSeq and is a predicted model, not a curated record. Gene Ontology annotation, molecular function: X11-like protein binding; calcium ion binding; kinesin binding. NCBI's taxonomy places the organism in Eukaryota, Metazoa, Chordata, Actinopteri, Salmoniformes, Salmonidae. Gene Ontology annotation, cellular component: postsynaptic membrane; cell surface.